Molecule: messenger RNA, 1881 nt
Organism: Lactuca saligna
Lineage: Eukaryota; Viridiplantae; Streptophyta; Magnoliopsida; Asterales; Asteraceae
Source: the annotation of a GenBank genome assembly
AUGUGCUACUGUAAAUGGAACUGCCCCUUUGAAAACCAUGCUACUAAUUGCAAAAAAAAUCCCAAUAACAUCGAUAAAAGACAAAAACUGCUUGAUCUUGAGUCUAGAACACAUCGUAGUGAUGAUGGUUCGAUUGAAACCGUAACAAUUCCUAGGUUAAGGGAGUUUAAUCAAGAUGUUAUAAGGAAAGCUCUUUCAAAUAUGUUGGUAGUUGAUGAAUUGCCUUUCUCUUUUGUGGAACGUGAGGGUUUCUGUAAAUUUUGCAAGGUUAUUAAUCCACAUUUUGUUGUUCCUUCACGUUCGACAACAACUAGAGAAUUCUAUAGUUUUUUUAUUGAUGAAAGGAAAAAGUUAUCAAAUAUCUUCCAAAAUUUAUCUUCUCGAGUAUGCCUUACCACUGAUACAUGGACUUCAGUUGGUCAUACUGGGGUACUAAUUGGAAGGGCUGUUGAAACAUGUUUAACUGAAUGGGGGCUGAAAAAUAUCUUGAUUGUAACAGUGGAUAAUGCUAGCUCAAAUGAUGUAGCUAUCAACCAUUUGAUAAAAGUUCUAAACCAUUGGGAUUGUGGUGUCUUGAAAGGGGCAUUUUUACAUAUGAGAUGUGCAGCUCACGUCUUAAACUUGGUAGUUAGAGAUGGGUUAAUGGAAGUGAACUCUUGUGUGAAAAAAAUACGUGCUCUUGUAAAGUAUGUGAGAUCGUCUCCUGCAAGGCUUCAAAAAUUCAAAGCUUCUAUGCAAGAAGAAAAAAUAGAAAGUAAGAGUCUUGUGCCUAUGGAUGUUGAUACACGGUGGAACUCAACUUUUUUGAUGCUCAAGAGUGCAAUAAAAUUUAGAAAGGCAUUCUCAAACUUACUUCUAAAAGAUUCUAAUUGUGCAAAAGAGCUUAAAAAAUGUGAGGGUGGUUUAAUUAGUGAUGAAGAUUGGGUUAAUGUAAGUAGUUUAUUGCCUUUUUUGAAGAUAUUUUAUGAUGCUACAAAAAGGUUUUCGGGUUCUAGAUAUGUGACUUCAAAUGCUUAUAUCCAUGAUAUUUUUGGAAUCGGUAAUGUGAUUGAUGGAGUUACUAAGCAUGUUGAUGAGUCCAUUAAGAGCAUGGCACUUAAAAUGCAAAUAAAAUACAAAAAGUAUUGGGGGGAUGUAGAGAAACUAAAUCAGUUUUUGUUUAUUGGAGUAGUUCUUGACCCACGACGCAAAUGGCAAUAUAUUGUAUGGGUGAUGGAAGAAAACUUCGGGAAAGAAAGAGCGGAGAGUUUUCUUUCAAAACUAGAUUUCAACAUGCGUGCGUUAUUCAAUCUCUACAAUUCUUCCAUGCCUCAAAAAGAAAAGGAUGAAGAGGUGUCAUCUACUACUACUAAUGCUAGUCCUAGUUCAAUGUGGGGGCACGAGGUAGUGAUGGAUAUUGAAGAACUUAUGACCAAAAGGUUUGAAAUGGCAAUGGGGAGUUCCGAAACCAUUUUGAAAAAAACAGAAUUAGACAAAUAUCUAAGUGAAGAUCGUGAACCUAUGGAUGUCAAUUUUGACAUAUUGACAUGGUGGAAAGUUCAACAAUGUAGAUAUCCAAUUCUUGCAAAGAUGGCCCAUGAUAUGCUUGCUAUUCCAAUUUCUAUGGUUGCCUCCGAGUCGGCUUUUAGCAACGGAGGACGAGUGCUUGAUGAUUUUCGAACAUGUUUAACUUCUAAAAUGGUGGAAGCAUUAGUUUGUACACAAGAUUGGGUACGAGAGUCUCAUGAGCCCAUUAAUAUUAAUGACAUAUUACUUGAAGUAGAGAAAAUGGAAGAUGAAGGUUUGAAAGAUUUGACCAUGGAGCAACCUACCAUCAUAAUUGAUGAAACAGUUGAUGAACUAACCGAAAGAUUGGAUGAAUGGGGAUUUUCAGAUUUGUAA